Trypanosoma rangeli is the source of this 2145-nucleotide messenger RNA. Its product is annotated as ATP-dependent RNA helicase-like protein. Gene Ontology annotation, cellular component: intracellular anatomical structure. Lineage: Eukaryota; Euglenozoa; Kinetoplastea; Trypanosomatida; Trypanosomatidae. Gene Ontology annotation, molecular function: ATP binding; ATP hydrolysis activity; RNA binding. The coding region runs from base 1 to 2145 and encodes 714 amino acids. The record is from RefSeq and is a predicted model, not a curated record. The transcript has a single exon.
AUGCGGAGGCAACGGGAGGAUGAUGUAAACGGCGGUGAGGUGCAGCGGUUGCGUGCGGUGCGAUUGGAAGGCACAAGUGAUGCUGCUAAUCUUCCUGAGGUGAAGGCUGCAGUCAAUCCCUUUACAAUGCGGCCGUUUUCAAAGCAAUACUAUGAGAUUCUUGCCGUUCGAGCCACGCUCCCGGUGUAUGAAAAGGCAGAAUUACUCAAGCAAUACGUACGUGACCAUCAAGUUGUUCUGCUUGUGGGAGAGACUGGGAGUGGUAAAACCACCCAGGUUCCACACUUUGUUGCGGAAAUGGGUCGGCCAGGCCUCGUUGCCUGCACCCAACCUAGGAGAAUCGCCGCCAUUUCUGUGGCAACGCGUGUCGCCACGGAGAUGGACGUAAAACUUGGAGAGGAGGUUGGCUACCAUGUUCGGUUUCAGUCCAUGAUGGGUGAAAAAACGCGGGUACUAUACAUGACAGAUGGUAUGCUUCUACGAGAGGCCUUUUCAGAUCGGGAGUUGUCACGGUUUGGCGUUAUUAUUGUAGAUGAGGCACACGAGCGCACAAUAGACACAGACGUUCUGCUUGGCGUUUUACGUCUUCUUAUGGAACGCCGUCCUGAGUUUCGACUCAUUGUAAUGUCUGCAACACUUGACAUGCAAAAGUUUCGGGCAUACUUUCCUCAAGCACCACUAUUGCAAGUAACAGGUCGUAUGUAUGAUGUUCAAGUUAAGUAUACACCAUACCCGGUAAAGGAUUACGUGGAGGCUUCUGUGCGGUGCGUGUGUGAUAUUCAUAUGAACGACUCACCCGGAGAUGUCUUGUGUUUUCUCUCAGGUGAGGCAGAAAUUGAGAGGGCAGUGUCGUUGACAAAAAUGAAGCUAGGCUCUUUGGUAGUUCGAGAUUUGGAGACCACACGUGAUAGUCAAGGACCAAUGUGGGUGCAAGUCUUGCCACUAUACGGCUCACUUAGUGUGGAGGAACAAAAGCGUGUAUUUGCUUCUGUUGGUCCUCAUACAAGGAAGGUGAUCUUCGCCACGAACAUUGCGGAGACUUCACUCACAAUUGACGGUAUUGUUUACGUGGUUGAUUGUGGGUAUCAUAAACAAAGUUUGUAUAACUCGGAGGUUCGUGUGGACUAUUUACUUCCCGCACUCAUUAGCAAGGCGUCAGCCGAACAACGUAAAGGGCGUGCGGGCCGAACGCGCCCAGGUAAGUGUUUUCGCCUGUUUCGUCCACAGGACUUUGCUACUUUUCCGGACCAGACACACCCUGAGGUGCUGCGUUCAAGUUUGGUCAAUACUGUACUGUUACUGCUUAAGCUUGAGGUGGAGAAUCCGUAUCAGUUUGUCUUCCUUGAUCCACCCUCCCAGCAAAGCAUUACGGAUGCAUAUUGUCAGCUGAGUUUCUUUGGUGCCGUUGAUGACGACCUGCACCUGACAGAAUUCGGUAAAUUAAUGGCUGAGUUUCCAGUUGAUGCCUGUCUCUCCCGCAUGUUAAUACGCUCCGCGGAAUACCGUUGUGGCGCCGACGCGGCGGUUCUUGUUGCCAUGUUGGAGGUUGGUAAUGUCUAUGUGCGUCCGUCAGGACGUGGAAAUGAGGCAGAUCAACAGCAUGCUACGUUUCAGCACCCUGAUGGUGAUCACCUAACACUUUUUAACGUGUUUCAUGCUUUUUGGCGCAACAAUCAAUCUCCGCAGUACUGUUUUGACCAUUUUUUGCGUUAUCAAGCCCUGGCGCAGGCCACUCGCGUGUAUGCGCAGCUGACAAAGCUAAUGGGGAAGAAGCAAAUUCCUAUUGUCUCCACCUACGAUGAUAAGACGAGAUCUUUAGACUCAGUGGCGCUACGGAAGACAGUACUUGAAGGAUUCUUUACGCAGGUUGCCUAUAAGUCGCCCUCUGCAGAGAAUUACAAGACAGUGAAGGAUUCUCAGUCGGUUGUGUUGCACCGUCAGUCGGUGUUGUCGAAAAGGAAGCGCCCCCCAUGGAUUGUCUACGACCGCCUUGAAGUACAGGGAAACGAAGGAACGUUUAUACGUGUCGCGUCAAGGAUUGAACCAGAGUGGUUGAUUGUGGUUAGUGACUUCUUUACAGAUCCGGCGGAGUUGGCAGACGGGGAGAUUUGCCACAUAUUGAAAAACUUAACCAAAACAGUUUGA